Ectocarpus sp. CCAP 1310/34 is the source of this 3312-nucleotide messenger RNA. Lineage: Eukaryota; Phaeophyceae; Ectocarpales; Ectocarpaceae. The record is from the annotation of a GenBank genome assembly.
AUGAGCGGCAUCAAUUGCAUCACCUUCCACGGGCGGUGCAUUUCACACUUCUCCCGGCUUGAACCAUCCCAUACUCUACUCGAUAACGUUGAUGUUUUUUGCCAUUCCAAUGCGUUUGACAACCGCCGAGCGUUCCCCGCCCCCGAUUACACCUCUUCCUUCUUUCUCCAAUGCCGACAACACGUGCCUCCGCAGCAACUACACAGCAAGCCCUCCCAGCAGAUAUACGACGACCUGGUCGACGCCGUCACGAAGAGCACGAGCAAGAGGGCAGAGAUGAUGCUGAUGGACAUCUUCGUCAUCGCUUUGGAGUACAUCAAGAGUGUUGCCCUCAGGCGCAUGACACUGACCCACCCGGUCUCCGCCGACGACGUGACGUGGGUGUUGACGGUGCCCGUCUGCUGCAGCGAGCCGGCCAAGCACUUCAUGAGGGAGGCCGCGACGAAGGCCGGCUUCAUCAAAGGCGGAAGCGACGACGAGGAUCUCGUUCUGUGCAUGGAGCCAAUCGCCGCCUGCCUGGCCCUUGGAGACAGGCUGCAAUGGAGGAUGGGGGACAGGUACCUGGUGAUCGACUGCGGCGGCGGCACGGUGGACAUUUCCGCGUUCGAGGUGAUCAGCAGCGCACCGCCGAGCCUCGAGCAGCUUGGAGAGGCGAGCGGCGGGCCGUGGGGGUCCACGAACGUGGACAGGCAGUUCGAGGCUUACCUGAAGGCGAGCGGUGAUUUCGUGCUAUCCGUUGCUCAAGAAGCCGGGGCAAGGGCCCUGGAAAGCUUCUUCGCCAGCUCGGCCUCGUACCGGAUUAACCAGGCUUGGGAAAGAGCCAAGAUCGGCUUGCGAAGCCUUGACCACGACUGCCGGAUCGACCUGAGCGAGUUGAGCCGUGAGCCGUUGGAGGUGACGAAGGACGAAAUGGACGAAGGCCGGAGACUCAAGAACAUAGGGGGCACGGAGUUCGUCGGCGGCCAUGGGACGUUUGAACUCGUCUUGCGACCAGCCUUGCUCCGCAAGUUCUUCAACAACCAGUGCGAGAAUAUCUCUGGGGCCGUGUCGGAGCAGCUCGAGAGGCCACACCUGCAGGGCCUCUCGGCCGUGGUUAUGGUGGGCGGAUUUUCGGGCAGCGUGCACGUUCAGGAGGCCGUCAGGGCGUGCGUGGCUCGAAGGUACCCCGACGGGAGCGUCCAGGUUUCGAUUCCAAAGUCUCCGGACCUGGCGAUUGUUGAAGGCGCGGCCCACUUCGUUUCGGCUCCCCUCCCCUCCGGCGCCGUCGGCCUCGAUGGCCAGCAGCUCCCGGCCGCGCCCCGGUUCGCCGCGGUCACCUCGGCGAACUCGUACGGGAUCGUGGUCUCUGAGACCGGGGGGGGCGUCGUACCCGCGUUCUUCGACCCCUUCUUCCUCAAGGGCCAAGGCUACGAGAUGAACCACACGGUGACGAAGAACUACGUAAUUCAGAACGACAUCCCGUUCACGUUAUCGGUCAGCUCUUGCGCUAGCCCGCACGUACAUCCGGGCUGCAACCGGUUGGCGGACAUCGGCGGCCUGACGUCGCUGCAGCGCCAGGAGUUCUCGGUGCCGCCACCGCCUCAGGUCGUGGAUGUCGGUUGUUGUGGCAUGAAGAAACCCAACGCUCGGACAGAGCCAGGAAAGACCGAGAUCAACGUGGAGUUUUCCUUGAUCGGGAUCGAGCUUCAUGCCCGCGUGAAAUCGGAUACUGGCCAGGUAAUGCUGCAGCAAGCGGUACCCUUCCUUCGCCACGAGGGCGGGCCCCCGCCUUAUGCAAGCUUUUAGCCUUCAGUCUGUGUCUUGUCCAAAGGGGGGAAUCCUUACGGCUGAGACUCGCAACCAGCAAGGCUGUGCUGUCUUCAUGGAGCUUGCAGCUGGUAUCGCUAGGUCACGUUUCGCGUCACAUUUUUCACCUCCCCCUGUAUCGAAUUGCCCGAACAAGCGUGAAUUGGCAGGUUGCCGUGGUUGGUCUUGUUGAAAGUGACACUCCUCUAACACAUGAGCCGAAGAGCAGGCCUGCUAUAAUACUGUUGGAGAUUGCAACGCAGGAUUACCCUAGAUGGGAUGUCACAUUUGUUUUCUGUCAACGCCGUAAAGAAACCAGCUGUAAUUAUAGCUCCCCGGGAUAGUGAUAUCCUCCCAAAGAACUUUUGGGUGCUGUCCAGAUGUCGGGCGUACCUUUCGCCGGGUGUCGCGAGUCGCUCCCGCGUAUUUGUUGUUCGUCGGGUACACGACGUUCGGAAAAAGCGCGCGGAGAUCGGUUUUUGAUGUGGGUUGGCGAGUCUCGUGCAGCAUGGUUGUCUAAGCGAUUCGUUUAGAUAAGGGAUAAGCGUCCGUUGGUGGGUACCCGAAUGAUUGCGAAUGAUCCGAGUGCCAGCUUCUUUUGUUGACGGCAAACCAAUGCUCAUGUAAAUGUUCAAAUUCGUGGGCCUUUCUUCUGCGCGUGGGGUGCUGAACAAGCGGGUGUGUCGUACAACCAUACCUUUGGGACACGUUAGCUGAGGGUGUUUCGGGCGACGAGAAGUGUUCAUAUAUUUUCCGAAACAAGUUAUUUUUGCUCAACGAAGGCGUGCCUACCGGCGGAAAAAUACGCUGGUAUUUUCCAUUGUUCUGGGUUAAAGAAACUUGAGGCGGGGGGCCGUUAGCGUGAAUUUUCUUAGGCGGCGUGAAACGUUCGUCGAAUGACCCACAAUCGUUACCUGUUAUCGUCAAAUGCGUCGAACCACAAAGAGUUGAACACCAGCACAGCGAGAGCCACUGGAGGCACGAGAAAACAAAACUUCGAUCGGUACGACCUGAGGACCUGUACUAUUCGUUGCCCUAGUCUCGUGCCUGAAACCUGUCACCAAUGCGCUUGGCGUUUUCAGAGGACACACCCGGGUGCGAGAGAUGAGUCAGUUGAUGCUCAUCUUUCUAUCUCUUCACACUCCGCGCAUCGUGCUGUGCGGCAUGACAGACCUCGUGCGGAGCAUCCCGCAUCAAAAUUUCCAUGGUAGUGUGUGGGGCGUUGCCAUUGCUUCUGAUUGCGUGCGCCCAUUGGGGCCAAGUCGACGAUCGCGGUGCGAAACUUCCUCUGUUGGUCUCAGUGCGGGAAGGUGGGUGUGUACGAGCUUCAGGCCAAGAUGUAUAAUUCGGGGUAUUUCUGACGAACAAUUGGGCACGUGGUCCUCUACGUGCUCUUUAGUCUAGAGUAAGAGAGAACGGUGACCUUAAAUAUUCACUCGGAAUUUGCCGCCACCUUCAGCGGCUGAAUAAUUUUCCCGAACACGACGUGCUUCGCAUGCAGGGCAACAACCGGUGUUGGCGCAAACU